CGGCGGCGCCCCAAUCGAGCUCCCACUGCCAAAUGCGCCCCCCAAAUCCCUCGACAAAAUCCCCAAUCCUCAUGGCGCCGAGCCUGCCUCCGCCGCGACGCCGCCGCCGCCGGACGCCGUCGCCGGUAGACAACGCCAUGCGCGAGAUCUUCCUGCGCCUACCGGCGGACGACCCCGGGAGCCUCGUCCGCGCCGCCGCCGUCUGCAGGAGCUGGUUCCGCAUCCUCUCCGACGAAGCCUUCGCCCGCGAGUACCGCGCGUUCCGGCGGGCGCCGCCCAUGCUGGGCUUCCUCCACAACCAACCCCCCGUGUACAAGCGACCCUCCUGGGUCUCCCACUUCGUCUCCACCACGACCUUCAGCCCGCCGGAGUUCGAGGACCUCGAGGGCUACCAAGUUCUCGACUCCCGGCACGGCCUCGUCCUCCUCUACUCCCCCGAAAUGGGUGAAUACUUCGUUGUCUCCGACCUCGUCACCCACGAGGACUGGGAGAUUCACGUUGACCCCAAGUGCCACGGCAUCAUGCGGUGGGAGGACGACGGCCCCGAGGAUGUGUCCGAGGGCAUACGCUGUAAUGCGGCAGUGCUCUGUGACAAGGACCUAUGUGACCACCUCGACUGCCACGGCGGUCCUUUCCUCGUCGCCUUGGUGGGCUCCGACGAUGCAGAAGGGUCAAUGGCCUUGGCUACCGUCUACUCUUCAAAGACUCGUGAGUGGAGCGACGUGAUCUCUGUUGAUGUUGAUGAACCGGAUUUAAUCUAUGACAAGGCGCACAGUGCGGUUGUGGGAAAUAAGGUCUAUGUCCCCUGUGUGGAGAGUAGCUGUGUCUUGGAGUACGACAUUGGUGAGCAAGAACUAUCAGUGAUCAGUGUGCCAUAUGAGGACCAGGACGAGAGCCAGCGUUACGUCGACCUCAUGGGGGUGGAGGACGGCAUGCUGCUGUUUGCGUCUGUGAUGAAGCCUAGACUCUAUCUAUGGUCAAUGGAGUCUGGUCCCAACGGAGCUGCAGGAUGGGCGCGACGCAGGUUCAUUGAGCUUGAACCGUUGCUCCCUCGUUCUAUCCUCCUGGACAAUUCCACCGUGUCAGCGGUUGGUUUUGCGGAAGGUGUCAGUGUCAUCUUCGUGAGUACACAAUCUGGGUUGUACACAAUUGAGCUCAGCUCAGGACGAUGUGACAAGGUAAAUGUAGAGGAACACGUUCAAAAGGCCAUGCCCUACAUGAGCUUCUACAUUGGAGAACGGGGACUUUUGGACUAAGCUUCACGCACAGUUGUUGAUGCUUCACGUAAGAAUGGCGUCAAGAUGAUGGAUCUGUUUACUUUUGCCACCCAGGAAGAAUUUGAAGUGAAGUUGGGCGCCUUUUGUUGUUGUUUGUGUGUUUGGGCGUUUGAUCUGGGUGGAUGUGCGCUUGUUCAAUUUGUGCUCGGGCCAAGACUUGACUUGGUUCGUCUGAGUUUGUGUGUACCGUGUGUAACCCCAACUGGGAAGUUAUGUUUUACCUAGCGAACUAAGUUAAUGUAUUUGUAUUAGUAGAAGGCAUGCAUGAACAUGAUCUGUGGUGACAGUAACUUAUGACUGUAGACUUCAUUGGUUGAA
Molecule: messenger RNA, 1595 nt
Organism: Triticum dicoccoides
Lineage: Eukaryota; Viridiplantae; Streptophyta; Magnoliopsida; Poales; Poaceae
Exons: 2
Coding region: 33-1256 (407 amino acids)
Molecular function (GO): protein binding
Source: RefSeq, a predicted model, not a curated record